AACUUUCAAUAGACGGUGAGGCGUUGCAGCCGACGGUCGACGAAAAAGGUGGAUGAAAAAGGCUGAAUGAAAACAAUAAACGAACAAAUGCGGCAACAUUUAUAGGAUUUAUCAAAACAGAAAUUAAAGACUAGUGUAUUUCAGUAUUACGCAUUCGUCGUGAGUGACGGAGCCCAGUGUUUCGAGUGUGGUAAUUUGGAGACCCGUGCAAAAUGGCUGCCAUGCAGUCGUCCGGCCGACCACGCGAGCGCCUGCUCUAUGCGUUCCGAGGAUGGAUAGCCUUUGUGGCGUUCAUGGACCUGGGAACCGCAUUUCGUAGUUAUAUCGAGCGAAGGAGCUUCCUGGGCGAUCAUAGCGACACGCAGUUCAUCGAGGGGGACUACACCAUAUCCCGUAUCAUUGGCAUGUACUGCCUGCUGAAGGCAAUUGCACUAGUCCACUGCACCCUCUACAUCCAUUACAGACCUGUUGUAAGCAUGGGCGGCUGCUCUUUGGCCCUUACCAUGGUCUUCUAUGCCACUGAGGCCCUCUACUUUCGCUCGAGCACCCUCAACUUUUACGUGAUCUUCCCAUGCGUACUGAAUUCUAUUACACUCUUGGGACUGAUUUACAUACCCAGACGACUGCGCCUAUGGGAGCCCAAUAUGGAUCUGGAUGAUGAGAACUCGCAAUUGCUAAAGCAAAUGACGGGCUACAAGCGAAGGCGCACGAAAAAGCAAUAAUUUAAUGUUGAACAUGGACUUUAUUGAAUACGUUGGAAACCGAUUGGAUUGGGUUUCCUCGAGGAACAGUAUUGAGGAGAAUCGCAUAUUAUCCGAUAUGGACUGCAUUGGUGUGAUAGAAAGGGCAUCAAGGAGAGAUUAAAUUGAAUAGCAAUACUGAAAGCAACGCCAAAUUAGUGAUUUUCUAUGAACUAGGUACGAAAGAGAUAUAUGAUAUACGAUAAUCUCGACAUAAGUCAAUUUCUGACAUAAUCACUUAAACUCAUGUUGUACUUCCUUUUUAUAAAUCUAUAUGACACAAUAGAUUUUUUUUUGCACUUAAAAACGUUGAGAAUGCAUCUAGGAAUUAUAUUCAAAAUUAUCAAAAGACAGCACCCCAGUUUAAAAAUUCAAAUGGAAGUCUUUAAAAUUAUAAAUAACUUUAUGAACAAGUAAUUAUAAUAUUACGUUGGAUUUUUCCAUUAGGCGGGCACUAAUGUGCUUCUAGAAACAAUUAGCAAUUUUUGGAACAUGCUUCCGGCUCCUACAAUUAAGCGAACACAUGGUUACAACAUUUUAUACUAACUUAUCACAUAUGAAUACCAAAAUAUAUACAUCUAAAAACAAUAAUUAGUUUUAUAUAUCAUGUAGUGAAUGUUUUGAAUAAAUAUUUGAAUUUACACCAG
Messenger RNA from Drosophila miranda, 1387 nucleotides. RefSeq lists its product as uncharacterized. Gene Ontology annotation, cellular component: endoplasmic reticulum; membrane. Bases 213 to 722 code for a protein of 169 amino acids. NCBI's taxonomy places the organism in Eukaryota, Metazoa, Arthropoda, Insecta, Diptera, Drosophilidae. The transcript is spliced from 5 exons. The record is from RefSeq and is a predicted model, not a curated record. Gene Ontology annotation, molecular function: protein-macromolecule adaptor activity.